This is a messenger RNA of Mus musculus (house mouse), 1682 nucleotides long. It is a transcript of the gene Mocs3, whose product is annotated as molybdenum cofactor synthesis 3. The record is from RefSeq and is marked validated. Lineage: Eukaryota; Metazoa; Chordata; Mammalia; Rodentia; Muridae. Gene Ontology annotation, molecular function: molybdopterin-synthase sulfurtransferase activity; adenylyltransferase activity; URM1 activating enzyme activity. The transcript has a single exon. Gene Ontology annotation, biological process: tRNA thio-modification; Mo-molybdopterin cofactor biosynthetic process; tRNA wobble position uridine thiolation. Gene Ontology annotation, cellular component: cytoplasm; cytosol. The coding region runs from base 14 to 1396 and encodes 460 amino acids.
GGAAGAGGCUGUCAUGGCUGCCCCGGAGGACGUAGCUGCCUUACAGGCUGAAAUCACCCGGCGGGAGGAAGAGCUAGCUUCGCUCAAGCGGAGGCUGGCCGCGGCCCUGACAGCCGAGCCGGAGCCCGAGCGUCCGCUCCGGGUCCCGCCGCCGCCGCUGGCGCCCCGGGCCGCGCUGUCGCGGGACGAGAUCCUCCGCUACAGCCGCCAGCUACUGCUGCCGGAGCUGGGCGUGCGCGGGCAGCUGCGCCUGGCGGCGGCGGCGGUGCUCGUGGUGGGCUGCGGCGGGCUGGGCUGCCCGCUGGCGCAGUACCUGGCGGCGGCCGGCGUAGGCAGGCUGGGGCUGGUGGACCACGACGUGGUGGAGACGAGCAACCUGGCCCGCCAGGUCCUGCACGGGGAGGCGCAGGCCGGCGAGAGCAAGGCUCGCUCGGCGGCCGCGGCGCUGCGCCGUCUCAACUCGGCGGUGGAGUGCGUGGCGUACCCGCGCGCGCUCGCCGAGGACUGGGCGCUCGACCUGGUCCGCGGCUACGACGUGGUGGCAGACUGCUGCGACAACGUGCCCACGCGCUACCUGGUGAACGACGCGUGCGUGCUGGCCGGCCGGCCGCUAGUGUCGGCCAGCGCGCUGCGCUUCGAGGGCCAGAUGACCGUCUACCACCACGACGGCGGGCCGUGCUACCGCUGCGUGUUCCCGCGGCCGCCCCCGCCGGAGACAGUGACCAACUGUGCAGACGGCGGCGUGCUCGGAGCGGUGCCCGGCGUGCUAGGCUGCGCGCAGGCCCUCGAGGUGCUCAAGAUCGCCGCCGGCCUCGGCUCCUCCUACAGCGGCAGCAUGCUGCUCUUCGACGGCCUCGGGGGCCACUUCCGCCGGAUCCGGCUGCGGCGCCGCCGGCCUGACUGCGUCGUGUGCGGGCAGCAGCCCACCGUGACCCGCCUGCAGGACUACGAGGCCUUCUGCGGCUCCUCGGCCACCGACAAGUGCCGCGCCCUGAAGCUGCUGUGCCCCGAGGAGCGGAUUUCUGUGACCGACUACAAGCGGCUUCUGGAUUCCGGGGCGCCCCAUGUGUUGCUGGACGUCCGGCCUCAAGUAGAGGUGGACAUCUGUCGCCUGCCGCACUCUCUCCACAUCCCUUUGAGUCAGUUGGAACGCAGGGAUGCGGACAGCCUGAAACUCUUAGGGGCUGCCCUCCGGAAAGGGAAGCAGGAGUCGCAGGAAGGGGUUGCUCUCCCGGUGUAUGUGAUUUGCAAACUGGGAAACGACUCCCAGAAAGCUGUGAAGGUCCUGCAGUCCUUAACGGCAGUGCCGGAGUUAGACUCUUUAACUGUUCAGGACAUCGUGGGGGGACUCAUGGCCUGGGCCGCCAAAAUUGAUGGGACAUUUCCACAGUACUGAGAGGACAGCAUGUGAUUCGUGUGGAUGACGGUUGUGAUACCUGAAGAAUCUAUUCGAGCUUUACAAAAUAAUGUAGGGAAGAGCCUGGAUUCACGGUCUCCGAAUAAAUAAACGGAGACCUCCCCCCCCCCCCCCCCCAAGGAGCUUUUUGAGAAAAGAGGAUAGCAUUGCCUCUGAGAGCUACUUUUGGGCACUUGUGCAGCACCUUCAACAUGUGACUUGGUACGACAGGAUUUUUUGUUUCCCACCCGGUCAGAUUAAACUGAGAUUAAACAGUUAAGAUGCA